Sclerotinia trifoliorum is the source of this 8667-nucleotide messenger RNA. The record is from the annotation of a GenBank genome assembly. Lineage: Eukaryota; Fungi; Ascomycota; Leotiomycetes; Helotiales; Sclerotiniaceae.
AACAUUAAUCCAGAUUGAAUAAUAGUCACCCCUCAAGGACUGCAAUCAAUAUAAACAAAUAUACGAGCAGCUCACUGAAUACUUCAUUAAGUUACUUGAAAAGACCAGUAGGUCAUGAGAGAUCUUGAAGGUAUACAAAAUGUCUGAGGUGGAGAUCAAUGGUCAUAAUGAGGGGGUAGAUUUGGACCUUGCACUCACAAAGGCUGCACUCACUUCCUCUUCUACAAAUCUGCGAUUGGGUCAGUUGAAAUCCAUUGCGGAAAGAAUUUCAAAGAAAGGUAUGUGAAUGCUGUGCUUUAGACCAACGUUCUUUCAAUCAACCGCUGACAAUACUUCGUGUAUAGAGCUUGAUUCAAACCUUUUCCCUGUUCUAUUGCAACUAUUAUUUUCCACAUAUCCAUAUUAUCACGACAGAGAUUCGCGGCUUGCUGUCCAACUUUGCAUACGAAAUAUAUUCGAUUUCGAUUGCGAAUAUGAGUUACUGUCCAGUUUCUUAGAUGCAUUAGACACCGAAACUAGGAAGGUGGGGCUGGCUCCAAGUAAUGCGUUUGUGUUAGUCGAAUACUGUAGCGCGAUAUUGCAAGUAACUACUACUGAUGCCAGAUGGAAGAGCUGGGGUUUAUUAGUUGUGGUUGGGAAUGCGCGAGCGCUUGAAUUAUGCAUUACAUCGAAACAUAGAGCUUCUGCACUCAAGACUACAUGGCGAGGUUUAAGGAAAGUUUUUCAAAGCGAUGUUUUCCAAACUGCAAUCGAGGACAGUGUCCAGGAAUUGAGUUCCAAAGAGGGUCAGCCUUCCUCUAAAAAUGCUGUGAUGAUAGGGGCAAUUUCGGGAGUAUGUGCCAGGAAACCACAAGCAAAAGUGGUAUUGGAGAGCAAGAAGUCUCUAAUAUACAGCUACUAUACGCGCGAAAUUAUAGCCUCCAGGACUCAGCUACCUCCACAUCUUGCCAGUGCUCUGAAAGACUUCUUUGUGGAUUUUGCAACUCAGGAAGAAUUUGAGCGAGAAAUAGUACCAUCCCUUGAGAAGGCGCUACUAAGGGCUCCUGAAAUUGUACUAAACGACCUUGUCACGCCACUCUUCCAGUCUCUACCUAGCUCAGUAGAUCUCUCAAGUGUUCUUCGAAUGAAGCUUUUGAAACCUAUCCUAUCUAAUAUCAAAUCCACCAACCCCACAAUUCGUCAAGGAGCCUUGUCUGCAUUCAGAGCAAUUGUACCCAAAUGUCAUGAUGAGAUCUCGAUUGCCCAAGUGUCAGAAGAGAUACUGACGCCACUAAAAGGAGGCAAAAUCUCCGCGGCAGACCAGAGAGCUAAUUAUGCAGAAAUGCUUUCGAUUUUGCCAGUCUCCAAGUCAAAUGCUUCGACAGCUAUCGGUCUCGCAGCGAUUGCAGGAAAAGAAGCAAACGAAGCUGCACUAUCAGCAGAGACAUUCGCGCUAUUACACUACCUCAAAAAGAGGGUACAAAAUGAAUUCGCUUUGGACAAAUCUAUCGUUGGCGCCUUUGCGAAAGGUCUUUCUGAUAAAAAGGUUCCCGUAAAGAAACUAUGGACGAUCCGCCUUGGAGAAUUGCUUUGGGAUACUGAAGAGUCUGAGCUAUCUGAGUCAAAACAAUUAGCGGAAGAAACCGCAACAGCAUUGGUAGAUACAUGGCAAGAAGUUAUCGCGAAUUCCAUACCUGCAGCUCAAUCUGGUCUUAUCACUGCAGCUUAUGUCGUUGCAGCGAUCUCACAGGCGAAAUUGGGAAUUAUUUCAGGUGCGAAGGUUGACGCGGCGCUAAAAAAGGCUCAAGUAUCGCAUCAAUCACUAGCUAUGGAGCCUAAGCCAUCGUUUUUACUGAAUCCGCGCAUUUAUAGCAAGCUUUCUACUUACGAUGAUUUCAUGUGGUUCGUGAGAGCUUUAUUUUCCUUUCCGGAUCAGCUUGCUUCGCUCGACCCGGCAUCUUUGUCCGCUAUCGGAUGGUCUCAAGCUGUCAUAUUUUCUAUAUGUUCUCCAAACGUUCAUUAUGACGUUAGGAGACAUGCCUCUCAUUUACUUUCCGAAUUUUAUGUCCGCUUUCCUGGCAAUGUAUCCAAGAUACUCACAUUUGGUUUGUGGAAAUGGCUACAAUCUAUCGAGCUUGGAGAAAAGGACAGCGCUCCAAUAUCGGCAAAAACAGAGAACGAGAAUCUGCAUUUAGUACUGAAAGCUAUUUGUUUGAUACCAGCAGAAAUUACUCGUCGUGGCGGUAUUGUGGACCAGGCAGUAGUCAAGGACCAGAUGGUCUCACUGUUGGUUGUUUGUCGAUCAGAACUACUCCCAAGAGUGAGCUGGAUAGAGUUGUGCUUGAAGGCUGAGGUCGAUCCUGGCAACCUUGCUAGGGAAAAAGGAGAUGAUUUGUUGAAGCAGAUUCUCGACAUUACAAGCAUUCAAGAUGUGGGUGCCACGCCACGAUCCAAAGUAGUCAAAGAUGCUGCAUAUAAUGCCGCUGCCGAGCUUGCGUUUGUCGCUCCUGACGUUAUGACACCACGAAUUGUGGAGCUUAUCGAGCAGGACCUUGAUGCUACGCAGUUCGCCAAUGUUGGUCCAACAGAGGCGGCAAUUUUCCGCACCCCAGAAGGAACAGCUUUUGUAGAUGUAUUGGCCUCUAAAGCUCAAAGUUACGUUCCGAACAAGAACACUAAAGAUUACGAUACCUUAAAAUGGGAAGAGGAGCUCCGAGCCUCGUUGGCGAAAAAGAAGGGCCAACAAAAGAAGCUUACACCGGAAGAAACGGCUAAAGUCAAAGCUCAACUGUCAAAAGAAUCAGAAAUUAGACGCCAGAUUCGUGCUCUGGAGUCAAGACUGUUACGUGGAGUUGGAAUCAUCAAAAGUCUGGCAACGGGGCCUCCAACAGAAGCCUCUCUAUGGAUGGGACCUGCCAUAAGAGUUUUGAUAAAGGUGAUGAAUGCUGGUGCUGGAUUAAUUACAGGUACAGCUGCCCCGGAUGCUUACAUACUCUGUGCCGAAAGAGUUUCUAGUCGCAUAGGUAUCCUCCGUUCAUUUAUUGGAUUAGCAACUCUCAGAGCUAUGAAUGUUCCACAGUUGCCACAAGCCCUCACACAAGAACCACUCGGGGCCCUUAUUACACGUGUGUUGUAUCGCCUAAGAUUCUCGGCAGAACAACGUCCAUUUGAUACAGUCUCUCUCAUCUAUGCUCUCCCUCUUGUCUUCUUAGUUCUUCGCGAUGGUGGAUUUGGAGAGAGUGAUGAUGCGGAGGCUCAACUGGUUCUCGCCUUGGAAUUCCUUUCUUUUCACACUGAUGCUUGUUCCGACGUUCUGGUUCCCCGAGACGAAGUUCUCUCCACAUUGAUAUCAUCGAUGCAGGCCUACAAUCAGCAUUACAAAGCAAUUAAAGAUUGCUUGUCGGAUCUAUGUAGGUGUAUUGCGCCUAACAUUACCGAUAAGGAGAUUUCUAUUCUUGCUCAAGGAGCCAUUGUUCCGCAAGUCGCUGUACGAACCUCAGUAUUGCAGUCAAUAAGUGCAGAGAUUGAUAUGAGUGAGCUCGACUUCUCUAACGAGAUGUGGCUAGCGUGCCAUGACGAUGUAGAAGAGAAUAUCGACCUUGGGCGAGAAAUCUGGGAGGAAAGUGAAUUCAAAAUAUCCACCGAGUCACCAUUCAGGAUGCUGCCCUAUCUCGAAGGCUCAGAUAAGCAACUUCGCCGAGCUGCAGCUAGAUCUAUUGCCGAAGCUGUGAAGAUACAGCCUUCAACAUUCAAGGAUAUUCUGAGCCGUCUGCAGUCCUCCUAUACGGAGCUAGCAAAACCUCGACUUCCUCAGCUUGAUGAGUAUGGAAUGCCCAGGAAGAUGGAUUUGUCAGACCCGUGGGAGGCCCGAAAUGGUGUUGCACUUGCAUUUAGAGAACUUGCUAACGUUUUUGAUGAAUCACUUCUUACACCGUUCCUUAGCUUCUUAAUCGAGGGUCCAUUGGGUGAUAGAAAUUCAGCUGUCAGAGAGGAAAUGGUCGAGUCCGCCACAGCAAUUAUAGCUGUUCACGGAAAGGACAAAGUGGAAGAACUGAUGGAAACCUUCGAACGCACACUCGAGACACCGGAUAAAGGCUCUGAGUUCUCCGAUAGAGUAAACGAGGCUGUGAUCAUCAUGUAUGGUGCCCUGGCACGACAUCUGAAAGCUGGCGAUGAACGUGUGCCGAAGGUUGUAGACAGGCUUCUGGAGACCUUAAGUACCCCAUCCGAGACGGUGCAAUAUGCCGUGGCGGAGUGCUUGCCACCACUAGUCCGUGCAUCAAAGGAGAACAUUUCGGAUUACAUUCAGUUGGUCCUCGACAGGUUGUUCAAUUCAAAGAAAUAUGCCGGUCGACGUGGUGCAGCGUAUGGUCUUGCAGGUAUCGUUAAUGGAAAAGGAAUCUCGGCUCUAAGAGAGCACAGGAUAAUGCUUACACUUAGAGGCGCCAUUGACAAUAAAAAGGAUGUCAAUCACCGGGAAGGAGCUCUGUUGGCUUACGAGCUUCUGUCCAUGAUUCUUGGCCGCAUUUUUGAGCCUUACGUUAUACAAAUUGUGCCUCAACUGCUCUCGAGCUUCGGUGAUUCCAGCGCAGACGUUCGCGAGGGCUGUUUAGCAGCAGCAAAAGUAUGCUUUGCGAGCUUAAGUUCAUACGGAGUGAAGCAGAUUUUGCCAACGCUACUUGAUGGUCUGGAUGAUGACCAAUGGCGAAGCAAAAAAGGAGCCUGUGACCUUCUUGGUGCCAUGGCAUACCUUGAUCCUCAACAACUAGCCCAGAGUCUUCCCGAGAUCAUUCCACCUCUUACUGGUGUAUUGAAUGACAGUCACAAAGAGGUCCGACUUGCUGCGAACCGCAGUUUGAAGCGCUUCGGAGAAGUUAUCAACAAUCCCGAGAUCAAGAGUCUCGUGGAUGUCCUCCUCAAGGCUCUCAGCGAUCCAACUAAAUACACGGACAAUGCUUUGGACUCGCUUAUCAAAGUAUCCUUUGUACACUAUCUGGACUCCCCUUCCCUUGCUCUUGUUGUUCGUAUCCUUGAGAGAGGCUUGGGUGACAGGUCAGCAACCAAGCGAAAGUCUGCACAAGUUAUAGGUAGUCUUGCCCAUUUGACAGAAAGAAAGGACCUUGUAUCCCACCUACCAAUUUUGGUUGCCGGGUUAAAGAUUGCGAUUGUUGAUCCGGUCCCAACUACUCGUGCAACUGCAUCCAAAGCUCUUGGUUCUCUCAUUGAAAAACUGGGAGAAGAUGCUCUUCCAGAUCUUAUUCCAGGGCUCAUGCAAACACUCAAGUCAGAUACUGGCGCUGGAGAUCGACUUGGAUCUGCACAAGCACUAAGUGAGGUACUUGCUGGGUUGGGUACAGCCCGCCUCGAAGAGACUCUUCCCACAAUUCUCCAGAAUGUUGCUUCAUCUAAACCUUCCGUUCGUGAAGGCUUCAUGUCGCUGUUCAUAUUCUUGCCUGUGUGUUUCGGAAAUAGCUUUGCCAACUAUCUUAGUAAGAUCAUCCCACCUAUUCUCUCUGGUUUGGCAGAUGAUAUCGAAUCGAUUCGCGACACGUCUUUGAGAGCCGGUCGUCUCCUUGUCAAGAAUUUCGCCACGAGAGCCAUUGACCUUUUGCUUCCUGAGCUGGAGAGAGGUCUUGCAGACGAUAAUUAUAGAAUUCGUCUCAGUUCAGUCGAACUGGUUGGCGAUCUUUUGUUCAAUCUCACCGGGAUUAGUGCGAAUACAGAACAAGAUGAGGCCGAAGAAGGUGCACAAGAAGCUGGUGUAUCCUUACUCGAGGUACUUGGCGAGGAGAAGCGCAAUAAGGUACUGUCCUCAUUGUACAUUUGUCGAUGCGACACUUCUGGUCUGGUUCGAACAGCAGCUGUCAAUGUUUGGAAAGCUCUUGUGGCAAGUCCCCGUACUCUUAAGGAGCUUAUUCCUACGCUCACACAACUCAUCAUUCGGCGGUUGGGAAGCUCCAACAUGGAGCAGAAGGUUAUUGCAGGUAAUGCACUGGGUGAGCUGAUCCGCAAAGCGGGCGAUGGAGUUCUCUCAACCUUACUGCCUACUCUGGAGGAUGGCCUGCAAACUUCUACGGAUGCAGAUGCUAAGCAAGGAAUAUGUAUUGCACUACGUGAAUUAAUUUCAUCGGCCUCCCCAGAGGCGCUGGAAGAUCAUGAGAAGACAUUAAUCUCGGUCGUCAGAGUUGCUUUGAUAGAUUCAGAUGAUGAAGUCCGGGAGGCAGCGGCUGAAGCCUUCGAUUCUCUACAGCAAAUCCUUGGCAAGAAAGCUGUCGACCAGGUCUUGCCAUAUCUCUUGAGCUUGCUUCGUACUGAAGGCGAGGCUGACAAUGCUCUGUCUGCACUAUUGACCUUAUUGACCGAAACGACAAGAUCAAACAUCAUCCUUCCUAACCUCAUUCCCACCUUGACUACCUCGCCUAUAUCUUCAUUCAAUGCUAAAGCACUUGCCUCACUUUCUACUGUUGCAGGGCCGGCUAUGGCAAGAAGACUACCUACUAUAUUGAAUUCACUGAUGGAUAACAUCAUUGCUUCUAAGGAAGAUGAUCUCAAGGCAGAUCUGGAGUCAUCUUUCGACACGGUUGUCCAAUCCAUUGACGAAUUUGAUGGUCUCAACGUGGCUAUGAAUGUUCUCCUUGCAUUGGUGAAGCAUGAUGAUCAUCGCAGAAGAGCAAACGUGGAUUACCGUCUAGCAAAGUUCUUUGCUGCAGCUACAGUUGAUUACUCUCGCUACAACCAGGAUAUUGUACGGGCACUGCUUGUUUCUUUUGACGAUAGAGACCCAGAAGUAGUCAAGGCCGCCUGGACGGCACUUUCAGAGUUUACUAAACACUUGAAGAAGGAAGAAAUGGAAGCACUUGUUUAUUCGACAAGGCAGACUUUACAACAUGUCGGUGUACCUGGAUCUAACUUGCCUGGUUUCGGGCUACCCAAGGGUAUUAACGCAAUCCUGCCCAUAUUCUUGCAAGGUCUUAUGAACGGUACUGCUGAGCAGCGUACUCAAUCUGCUCUGGCUAUAUCCGACAUAGUUGACCGUACCAGUGGAGAUUCUUUGAAACCGUUUGUCACUCAAAUUACUGGACCUCUUAUUCGAGUCGUUUCUGAGAAAUCUGUUGAUGUUAAAGCUGCCAUUCUUUUGACAUUGAACGGUCUGUUGGAAAAGAUCCCGACGUUCCUAAAACCCUUCCUUCCACAAUUGCAACGUACAUUUGCCAAGUCUUUGGCAGACACAUCUAGCGAAGUCCUCAGAACUCGUGCUGCCAAAGCUUUGGGUACUUUGAUUACUUUAACUCCAAGAAUCGAUCCCUUAAUUGCCGAGUUGGUUACAGGUUCAAGGACUUCGGACUCCGGAGUCAGGAACGCUAUGCUUAAGGCACUGUAUGAAGUUAUCAGUAAAGCUGGUGCUAAUAUGGGAGAAGCUUCGCGCAGCGCAGUGCUUUCGCUAAUCGAUACCGAUGCAGAGGAUAAUGAUGUGUCUAUGGCCAUCACUAACGCCAAACUCCUGGCAGCCUUGAUCAAAAACCUUACGCCUGAGAACGCUUCAGGACUGAUUAAGAACCGUGUCAUGACAACCCAUUUUACUCCUUCUACAGUUCUCGCUUUGAAUGCUGUCCUUGUCGAAGCACCAUCGUCAUUGACGGAAACUGCCUUUGCUGAUGAUCUACCAGAAAUCAUCUGCCAAGGCAUGUCAAGCAAAAAUGUUAGUAUGAUUGUAUUCAUUUAAAGGUUUCAAGCUAAUUCAUUAAAUAGGACUUUAUCUCAGAGAAUUGUAUCCUCGCCGCAGGAAAAUAUCUCCUUGCUGAGACAGCCAACCAUGAAUUCGAGACGACAAAACCAAUAUUUGAAUCAUUAGCAAAGUUGAUUCAACCAGGAAAUACCGCCGAUGCUCGUCGUCUAUCACUUGUAGUGAUUCGUACAAUAUGUCGCCACCAAGCCGAAGCAGUUCGACCACAUCUUCCUAUGCUCGCCACACCUGUAUUUGCAGGUGUUCGAGAUCCUAUCAUUCCCAUCAAGCUAGCAGCAGAAGCAGCAUUCCUCGCAUUGUUCAAUGUCGUUGAAGAAGAAAGUAAGAUAUUUGAUAAAUACAUUGCAGCUCAAGAACUGCCACCGAACCAAAGGAGAAGCAUGCAGGAUUACUUCAAAAGAGUUGCAUUAAGAUUAGGUAUUACGGCACGAGAGAGGAGGGAAGCUGAAGGUGGGCAAGGUGGACUGGGUCUUUCUAAUGAUGAGGUUGAUGAUGAAAAAGAGAUCUCAAGUAUUGGAAAGGUAGAUCUGGGCGAAAAGGCUUUUGAUGCAUAAAGGAAUGAGCUUAUGACUUGAUGUAUGUUUGAAUUCCGCAUAAUCAUUGCAUUGCCGAGAAAAAGUCGUUAGAUAAAAUUUUAGAUUCAAGUUACUUUUACAAACUGUAGUCUUCUUAAUUCUGUAGUGACCUAUCAAUUAUCGUUCUCAUCGUUCUGAAACUUAAGAUCUUUUGUCUAGAGAAAUAGAUCCAGAUGGAGGCGGCAUCUUUAGUAAUGCUUCAUUUUGUUGGGAUUGAAAUGCUGUUGUAUUGCAAAAUAGGGCAAGGGAUUCGGUAGUUGAUUAGAUUGUGUGAAAGGAUUCGUGCUGAGAUUGGAGAUGUGGUUUAUAGAGUAGAGUAUAAUUUCAAUCGGGCGGGGAGCUUGAAUAAAUGGCUUCUCGUUACUUAAC